Molecule: messenger RNA, 3260 nt
Organism: Rana temporaria (common frog)
Lineage: Eukaryota; Metazoa; Chordata; Amphibia; Anura; Ranidae
Gene: CPSF3
Product: cleavage and polyadenylation specific factor 3
Exons: 18
Coding region: 97-2175 (692 amino acids)
Biological process (GO): mRNA 3'-end processing by stem-loop binding and cleavage
Cellular component (GO): mRNA cleavage and polyadenylation specificity factor complex
Molecular function (GO): RNA endonuclease activity; 5'-3' exonuclease activity; RNA binding
Source: RefSeq, a predicted model, not a curated record
GUACUGUGCGGACUCAGUGCGCCGGAAGUAGCUGAUAGGAGCAGCACACAGGCGGAAGAAAGGCUGACUGAGUGGUAAACUGACUGAAUGUAAAAGAUGUCUGUGAAGAGGAAAGCAGACGGAGCGGUCCCGGCGGAGGAGAGCGACCAGCUUCUUAUCAGACCCCUGGGAGCUGGACAAGAAGUUGGAAGAUCAUGUAUUAUUUUAGAAUUCAAAGGAAGAAAAAUUAUGCUGGACUGUGGUAUUCACCCUGGCUUAGAAGGAAUGGAUGCCCUCCCAUAUAUUGAUUUGAUUGAUCCUGCAGAGAUUGAUUUACUUCUAAUUAGUCAUUUCCAUUUGGAUCAUUGUGGAGCUCUACCUUGGUUCCUCCAGAAGACCAGCUUUAAAGGCAGAACUUUUAUGACACAUGCCACUAAGGCGAUAUACCGAUGGCUUCUUUCUGAUUACGUAAAAGUCAGUAAUAUUUCUGCAGAUGACAUGCUGUAUACAGAGACUGACUUGGAGGAAAGCAUGGACAAAAUUGAGACCAUCAAUUUCCAUGAAGUGAAAGAAGUAGCUGGAAUUAAAUUCUGGUGUUACCAUGCUGGCCAUGUUUUGGGAGCUGCUAUGUUUAUGAUAGAAAUUGCAGGUGUCAAAUUGCUAUACACUGGUGAUUUCUCCAGACAAGAGGACAGACAUCUAAUGGCAGCUGAAAUCCCAAAUAUCAAGCCAGAUAUUCUCAUUAUUGAAUCUACAUAUGGCACACACAUACAUGAAAAGCGCGAGGAGAGGGAAGCACGUUUCUGUAACACUGUGCAUGAUAUUGUAAACCGAGGAGGACGAGCCCUUAUCCCUGUGUUUGCUCUGGGGAGAGCACAGGAGCUUCUGUUGAUAUUGGAUGAAUACUGGCAGAACCAUCCCGAGCUCCAUGACAUCCCUAUCUACUAUGCAUCUUCCCUGGCAAAGAAAUGUAUGGCUGUCUACCAGACCUAUGUCAAUGCCAUGAACGACAAAAUCCGCAAGCAGAUCAACAUCAAUAACCCCUUCGUCUUUAAACACAUCAGCAAUCUCAAGAGCAUGGAUCAUUUUGAUGACAUCGGGCCCAGUGUGGUCAUGGCCUCCCCUGGUAUGAUGCAGAGUGGUCUGUCUCGCGAGCUGUUUGAGAGUUGGUGUACGGACAAGAGAAAUGGAGUCAUUAUCGCUGGAUACUGUGUAGAAGGCACCCUGGCAAAACAUAUCAUGUCUGAGCCUGAGGAAGUCACCACCAUGUCUGGACAGAAACUGCCUCUAAAGAUGUCUGUAGAUUACAUCUCAUUCUCAGCACAUACAGACUACCAGCAGACCAGUGAGUUCAUCAGGGCCCUCAAACCUCCCCAUGUGAUCUUGGUACACGGGGAACAGAAUGAAAUGGCCCGUCUUAAAGCUGCAAUUAUCCGGGAAUAUGAGGACAAUGAUGAAGUUGAUAUUGAGGUUCACAACCCCAGAAAUACAGAGGCAGUGUCUCUAAACUUCAGAGGAGAGAAGCUAGCUAAGGUGAUGGGCUGUCUCGCAGAUAAGAAACCAGAACAGUCUCAAAGGAUUUCGGGAAUCCUUGUUAAGAGAAACUUUAACUAUCACAUCCUUUCUCCAAAUGACCUUUCCAGUUAUACUGACUUGGCCAUGAGCACUGUCACCCAAACGCAAGCCAUUCCAUAUACUGGCCCCUUUAAUCUGUUAUCUUACCAGCUACAGCAGCUCACAGGAGAAGUGGAUGAGAUGGAAGGUAAUGAGAAGGACUGUUUAAGAGUCUUUAAAGCAAUCUCUGUGAUAAAGGAGCACGGCAUGGUGAUGCUGGAGUGGGUGGCCAAUCCAGCGAAUGACAUGUAUGCUGACACUGUUGCCAGUGUCAUCCUGGAACUGCAGUCCAACCCCCGGACACAUAAAGCUAUAUCACACAGACCUAGUAAAGAAGUUGACAAGGAAGCCUACUACAAAAGACUGGAGAUCAUGCUGCAGGAUAUGUUUGGUGAGGAGUGUGUGAGUAAUACCAAUGACUCCACCAUCACCGUGACUGUGGAUGGUAAGACAGCUGUCUUGUCUGUGGAAACAAGGACUGUGGAAUGUGAGGAAGGACUGGAUGAAGAUGAGACACUGCGGGAAUUGGUACAGUUGGCAGCACAGAGAUUAUAUGAUGCCCUUAGCCCAGCAAACCUUUAAUGUCACAUGAUCUAUGUUUAAUUUUGAAAUCCUUUAACUUAAAUUUUGCUUUUCUUGCAUAUUUUUGUAUGUAUGUGAGGUUUAUGAACCAUCCUGUAAAUCAUCAAAACAAAUGAUAUCACAUGUUUUAGUGAUAUCAGAGACUUGUACAUAGGCUGAAUUCUAAUGAAUGGUUGUUCCACCCUCAAAGUGUCUCUUUAGAAUGGAAUAGUAUACUGGAAUUUAUAGUUCUUCAGUAUGCAAAGGUUACCUAUUCCUAGUGUAUAUACUAUAUUUGUCCUUGAGCCCAUUUACAUUGAGUUAAAGCAAAUGUGAAAAAAAAAAAAAAACACAGCCCUCACCCCACCCUGUACUAGGUACCUUGUGCUUAUACUUCACUCUACCUCCACUCUGAUCCCAACCACCACCACAAAAAUACCGGUAGAUAAGAAUUUGGGGCAGAACAGUACACGCUGUGUGCUUUCAAAAUGCAGAGCUUAGGACAUGAGCACAAUGAGCACACACGUUAAUAAAGUAGUUCCAAAAAUACAAUACAGUGUCUUGUAGUAGUUCAGAUUGAACGUGUUAGAUUUUGCUUUACAUAUAAUGGGAUUAUAAGCCUAUUCUCUCAGAAAGAAAAAAAAGGGGGGGGUUGUUGGAGGGGUAGUUUGAUUAUUCUAUAUUGUAUUAUUUGCGCUCAAGAUUUAAACUUGCCUCCGCCUUACCAGUUUUAGAAAAACUGUCUCUACUGUCUACCAGGUAUGCUUACUGACUAGUGUAAGAAAUAGCCAGACACAAAACGGUAAAAGUGACCUCUGGGGGGAAAAAAAGGGGCAUGACUUCAUGGUGUCUGUGGGGAAAAAUGUUCUCCAUUUCCAUAAGACAACCAAGUGGUUUUCAUUUUUGUUACUAAAAUGUUUGUUAAAGACAAGUUUUGUUUCGUUCAGCCUGGUGUGCAUUCAAAUAAGUACUGCUCUGCUUGCUGAAAACCCACCAUCAAACCCACAUGGGAUUCCUUAAAAAAUCUUCCAUGCUGUAAAUUUCUUCUUAUGAAUGCCUGAUCUGUGAAUAAUUAUCAGCAAAACAUUAAAUAUUUUAUACAAGUC